CAAAACAGAGCAAUUGUGCGCGAAAUAAGUGUAAAAUUAGCAUUUUCAAGCUUUAGACUUAAUUAUAGACAUUUAAGAAGUUUUAAACAAUGGAUAACAGUGUAACAUCAAGAAUCUCGUUCGUAAGAUCAAAAUUAAGUAGUGACAUUAAGGCAAAAGUUCAGGAAGAUUGGUUAAAAGAAUGUGUUUCAUAUUUUGUUCAAUCAGAACCAGGAAUUACCAAUAAUCAGCUAUAUGAGAAUGUUAAGGAUCAAUUCUGUCUGGCAAACUUGUCAGAUACAUCGCAUAAAGUCAUUCCUGAUAUGUUUGUAACCAAAAAGGAUCAAUGGACAUUAAAGGAAUCUUUAUUGCUUCAAAUGCAGUAUAUUCUGGAUAUUUCUGAACCAUUCUACGACCAAUGGAGACGCAUGCAUGACAAGCAACUCGAUGAAGUUAUUGAAGAUAAGCGAGAAACUAAGUCAUUCCAGUCAAAGAAGAAGAGAAUGUUUAAGUUACAGCUUACUGAUGGAACUAAGACUGUCCCAGCAAUGGAAAUGAAACACAUCUCAUGUCUUAAUUCAAAACUAACGCCUGGAAUUAAAAUUUUAAUUAUCGGUCCUGUUCCAGUCGUUAAUCAAGUAAUUAUGAUUAAGGCUGAAAAUGUUAAAAUUAUUGGUGGCGAAGUAGAGGAACUGAUCACAGUCAAUGCAUAUGAAAAUGUCCUUCUUCGACUCCUUAAUAAGCCAACCACAAAGACUCCAAUUUUAAAUUAUUCAGAACAAACUUUAGAGAAUGAAAAACCAUCUCAAAAUGUUCCUAAAAAUUUAACUGAAAUAGAUGAAAAGAACCAGAUCCAACAGAAGCCAAGUAAGCCACAAAAUUAUGUUGAUGAUAUUGAAGAUGAUGACUUUGAUUUUGCUAUGAUUGAUGCAAUUGAGGAACAAGAGAGACGAAAAUCACAAGAAAAUCAGCUAAACAAUUCAGUCUUAAUGAUUGACGACGAUGAUGACUACAUGCUUGCACAAAUUGACUUAGAUGAGAUCCAACAGCCAAAUAUUGUCCACAAAAUGGAAUCGAUUAAUGUAAAUGGAGCUAAAAAUGUCGUUAAAGCAAAUGAUUUGUUAAGGCCAUCAAUAAACUUAAUAUAUGAUGAUGACGACAUGCUUGAUAAUGAAUUAAAUAAUAUUCGCAAAAGAAAAUCAAUUGACUCACCUGAAAGCAGCAAUAAAGUCAUAAAAUCAAUUCGAUUAUCGCCAAUCAAAAAGCCCGAAAUUACUGAUAACGAUUAUCCAUUUAAAGUCGAUGAAAUGUAUAAUUUUAUAACAAUUGAUCAGUAUGUAGGUAUGAAGAUGCGUCACAAAAUGGAACGUGAAUAUGCCCUCGAAGUGAGCGUCGAUAAAAUUCUUAAAAUUAAGGCUGAAUUGGAUUGGCUCUUAAUUGUGCAAAUAAAAGACUUAUUUUCACAAAACACAAUAUCAGCAAGAAUUGCUGGUCCAGUUGUAACGGAAUUGACAGGCAGAACAACACGAGAAAUUCAUUUAAUGAGGAUAAAAAUGGAAAGAGGACAGCCUCAAUUAGCGAUGGAUAUAAAAAAUACUUUAACAUCUCUUAAUGAUGCCUUUCAAGAUAAGACAAUUCUUGUGUGCAUGCAAAUGAAGGCGAAUCUGCCGGCAGAAUAUGAGAAUGUAAUUACGAAAAUUUUGAAGAAAACAGACCAGAAUAAUCAAAUUAUGACACUAAAGAUUGAACAGGAUUUUGGAUAAAAAUUUAAAUUAAGAUUUUCUACGUUAAUUAAGCUGUGAUAAAAAGUUAAAAUAGAAAAGUUAUAAAUGUGAAGAUUCCAAAAAUAAAGAACAUUUUAUUCUUUUUAAAAAUUUAAUUUUGUAUUUUUAGCUGCAUUGAGAAUUGAACUUGGGUUGAUUGAAUAUUUUUUGUGCUUCUGAAUAAUUUUUGGGUACACAAAUAUAUUGGCGCACUAUGCACGUAAAACUAAAGUAAUUUAUUGUAAAAUUUAUUUCGUUCCUAUAGUGCGCACAUUAUACAAAUCUCGCAACCCAAGUUAAUACGCGCAUUAUCUUUAAAUUUUAUGUGCGCGUUAUACACGCAAGAUCAAUUCCCAAUUCUUAACAUUAUAAGCUUAAACAAUCUACAUUCAAAAUUUCAGGCAUUGAUAUAUAGUCAAAAAGACAAGGUAUUUUGUUGACAGUUUCGAAUUAUAAAAAUAUUAAUUAACGUAAAAAAGAACUUUAAAAGUCAAAAUCGUAUUGCAUUAUUUAUGAACUAAGUUCAUUGUUGAUUCUAUUCAGCAUUUUAUCUUUUCGUUCAACUGGUCUUGAUCGAAAACCUUUCGACACAAGCUGUACAAUAUCAGAUGUAUCCUUUCCGCGUGUCUCUGGCAUAUAAACUUUGAGCAAAAGUGUCAAUAAGAAGCAAACGACUCCAAAAAUGACAAAAACAGCAGCACCCAUCCAUAUUCGUAAAGAUGUAAAAGUCAUUCCAAUUACAAAAUUGCAUAUCCACGAUGAUAAACUUCCUAAAGCCAUUGCUGACGAUCUUUCAGCAGUUUCAAACAACUCUACUCCAAUGAAGUAAGGAACGGGACCUAAACCAAUUUGAUAAAGCAGGAUGUAGCCGAGAAGAGCAACAACACACAUCACUGGG
Molecule: messenger RNA, 2640 nt
Organism: Chironomus riparius
Lineage: Eukaryota; Metazoa; Arthropoda; Insecta; Diptera; Chironomidae
Source: the annotation of a GenBank genome assembly